Messenger RNA from Penicillium alfredii, 453 nucleotides. Its product is annotated as short coiled-coil protein. NCBI's taxonomy places the organism in Eukaryota, Fungi, Ascomycota, Eurotiomycetes, Eurotiales, Aspergillaceae. The record is from RefSeq and is a predicted model, not a curated record. The coding region runs from base 1 to 453 and encodes 150 amino acids. Gene Ontology annotation, cellular component: trans-Golgi network. The transcript is spliced from 3 exons.
AUGGCUUCCGAUGCAGAGAUGACUGAGGCGUCUCCCGUUGACACCUUGCCGCAACCCCACGACGGUGGCCGCAUGCACAUGUCCUCCAUAUCUUCGUCUUCUUCCAUCUCCGACGCCGAGAACGAACGUCGCGGUCGAUCUGAACGUCCCCGCAUGGCGAGCCGCAAACCCAGAGGAAUUCCCCCUGACGACGCUCGCGCCAUGAGCCCACGCCGCAAUUCUGCCGAUCUCGAGCGUCUGGGCAAGGAGGCUCGCCAGACCCUUCAGGAGCAAGCCAAGGCCCUCCAAUCCUCUCUUCAGGCCCUUGCGGAGCGCAUCGAUGCCGUCAAGUCCGACCACGACAAGCUGGAGAAUGAGAACAAGAUCCUACAGGACUACAUUGGUGGCCUUACUCGCAACAUGACCAAGGGCGAAAUGACUCGAAGUACCAAGGCGCGCAAGGCUCAAAAGUAA